UGGCCUCUGGUGAUUGGACGCCAGCUGCCCGAAGCCUGAAAAAGCCGGCGUUGGAAAAUAAUGGAGAAAAGCAGCAGGUUGUGCUGAGCUGAAGGUUGUGUGCUGAGUUCAUGGCCUGGUUUGACAAGUUUGGGAGGCUUUCUUUUCUGCUCCUGCUGCUCCAGUUUGUGAAGCUGGAGGAUAACGGGGGCUGGGGACUGGAUUCUAGUCUUAGUGAUGAAGGCGACUGCAGCGUUGAUGUCCGGGAUGUGAAUUCCAUCACGUACACUGAGUUUAUACACAAAUAUGCCUACAAUAAACCUGUAAUACUGAGAGGAGUCACCGACAACACGAAAUUCCGCUUCCUGUGUUCCAAGGUCAGUCUGCUAAGGGAAUACAGAGAUAAAAUAGUCCGACUGAGUACCGCCAACACACACUCCUACAGGAAAGUGGAUGUGCGGUUUGAAGAGUUUGUGAAGUUCCUGUUGACCCCUCAGUCUGAAGAUACACUGGGCAGUGAUACGCUGUAUUUCUUUGGUGAUAAUAACUUCACCGAGUGGCACUCUCUGUUUGAGGAGUAUAAAGCUCCACCUUACGGUUUACCACACACCAGCCCAGCGUACAGCUUUGGAAUUGCAGGUGCAGGUACUGGAGUACCGUUUCAUUGGCAUGGUCCAGGAUACUCAGAAGUCAUCUAUGGUAGAAAGCGAUGGUUCCUGUAUCCUCCUGAUCAGUCUCCUGAGUUCCACCCCAAUCACACCACACUGUCUUGGGUCCAACACUCCUACCCCAACCUAGAGAUACACAACAAACCUCUGGAGUGUACCAUUCGACCAGGAGAGGUGCUGUAUUUUCCAGAUCGCUGGUGGCACGCUACUCUUAACCUGGACACAAGUGUUUUCAUCUCUACCUUUCUGGGCUGAACUCUGAACUCUACCCCAAACUGACAAAUUACACAUACACAACUGCUGGCAUCUUUCCAAGACCAAUCGGAAUUCCUCAUUCGCUGACAUCACACAAAAAGGACCAAUAACAUCUUCACAUUCAUGGGCAUUAUUACAAAAGGACCAAUCAGAUAAACCAAGUGACCUGAUGGACCAAUCAAGGGUGAGAAAUUAAAUGAAGCCAUUGCUUUAUCAUGCAAGACAGACAUAUUCUGGUACACUUAAUCUGCAUUUCAUACCUAAAGAGCAUUGGUGAAUCUACAUGGCUGCAGUAAAAUGGGGAAAAAAAUAUCUUGGCAUGUAAAAAACAUCUUGAAUACAUAUAUGAUAUGUGAUAUUUCUCACUGUAAGAUUGUUAUCCUGUUGUAUUAUCAUGCAACAUAUUUAUAGACAUUUUUACUGGUUUUAAAACUGCUUGAACAUUAAAGGGGAAUUUUAAAGAUUUUUCAAAAUGUCUGCAUAAUUAAAUGAUUAAGAUGUAAACAAAGUCAUGAAAACCAGAGUGGUUUCAUGUGAAAUGCUCAGUUCUAGAGAAACCUACCAAGUUACAAUUUUCACAACGGUUAUAGGAACCAGACAUCUGAAGAGUUUAAUGUUAAGCUAUCUCACAGAACGUUAUUACCUGAAAUUUUUGAAAUUUCUAUCCUAAGUUAUUUUUAAAAUCUAUUUAGAGUGGAGAAGUACAUAAAGGGUGUUGUAAGGCAAAACAGCACCCAAAGAAAACAUGUUUUCGGAUUUACUGCUACUUUACCAUCAAUAUUACCUAUAAUAUGAAAAUGCCUGUUUCCCUUCACAUAAUGUGUUAAUUUCAUGAGGAAUGGACCAAAAGAAAUGACCCAGAAUUACUUGAGAAAAUGUCUGGUUCCACUGACAUUAAAAAUGAAGUGUUCUUUUCUUUCUCUUUCAUUUUGGAAAUACGAGGUUUCGUUCUGAUAGCAGCGCUAUAAAAACUCAGAAUACAUGUAUAGGUUCCCAUGUCGCUUUGACCAUCACUGUAAAGACAUUUGAGUUGGUAUUUCACAUUCACAUGAAUGACUUUGUUUACGUCUCAGUGAUUGAAUUGUGCAGACAUUUUCUUUAAAA
Messenger RNA from Colossoma macropomum (tambaqui), 2006 nucleotides. RefSeq names its product jumonji domain containing 8 (gene jmjd8). The coding region runs from base 111 to 902 and encodes 263 amino acids. The record is from RefSeq and is a predicted model, not a curated record. Gene Ontology annotation, cellular component: cytoplasm. The transcript is spliced from 9 exons. NCBI's taxonomy places the organism in Eukaryota, Metazoa, Chordata, Actinopteri, Characiformes, Serrasalmidae.